Molecule: messenger RNA, 4093 nt
Organism: Aricia agestis (brown argus)
Lineage: Eukaryota; Metazoa; Arthropoda; Insecta; Lepidoptera; Lycaenidae
Exons: 1
Coding region: 1067-4093 (1008 amino acids)
Source: RefSeq, a predicted model, not a curated record
CCAUCUGUAUUCCGCUAUUAUGUCUUAUACAUUUUAAUUCAAAUUGAGCGAUAUUCCCCAUCCUUUUCCACUGACGCCGUAUGCACGCUACUGAUUGGUCAAGACAAGUGGCGUGAUCUGCAAGCUCCUGCGCUGACGAAUCAACCCCCGAGGAGAAUGCAUUAUGCAUUGACUCUUGAAAAUCGUCGCUAGCCGCGUCCGCUCGCUCCUCGGGCGAUAUAUCCGCUAAUAACUUUAAUCCUGUGCUUUUAUCCGCAUCGAGCGCGCUCGCUAAUAACUAUAAACUAUAGAUGAGUGAAAGUGAUUUGUGAAGUGCAGUAAAACCACAUCCGAAGACAAUUGAAGAAGGGACGAGGUCGGCGCCAUCCACUCUCAGGUAGCGUGCUUUCUCCUUUCCUUCUUCCAGCAAUAUCGCUCAUAUUAAGAGCUGGCGAUUACCAGUUCUCCUUCGAAAUACAGUCCACCUAAACCCUAAAUUAAUUCUUUGCUUAAUAAAGUAAAGACAUUUCCGCAAAUCGCCAGACACGGCCAUAUUAAAAUCGGCCAUCUUAUCCCGACCGCACCAUUUGGUAACGUCAUUCUCACACAUAAUUUUGGUCCAUUACGAGCCGGACAUCCAUAAUAUUAAUUCAACAUUAUAGUGUCGCUAGCAAAUUCCGUAUUUCAAGCGCUUCAUUUAAACCGCCUAAAGUGUUGCCUUUUAUAAUUAAUAAAUUACAAUUACCGCAUACCGCAUACCUAUCGCAUUACGCAUUACCGCAAUUUACUUUAAAUAUUUCCCCGCAUCUAUUAUUUUUCCGCAUUAUCUUUUCCCGCAUUUAAAGUCACAGGAUUAUAUUAUACCCCGCACCGCAUCGCGUACCUUACUUCCAUACAAGUAGGUACUUAAUAUUUUACCGCCAAAUUGCUCGCUGUAAUUUGUACGUAUUUACAAACCGCAUAAUAUUUGUUUAUACUCCCGCAAUCUCAAGUAUUUAAUCUUUUCGCACAUUUAAAUAAAUACUUAGGUACUUAAAUACUUAGAUUUUGUUUCACAAGGUCGUUGAUAGAAUAUUAACAUUUAAAAAUGUCGAAAGUGUCGAAACAAGACAAACAGUCUAUUUUGAAUAACAAAGAGUUAGCGAUGUUAUUAGCUAAGCGUAACGUUUUAUUUGAGCGCAUUCAAAACAUUUACGAUCGCUCGAAAACCGCUGAGUCAUGCGAAGCUGAUAAGGAAUUAUUUCUCAGUUCUUGCAUGACGAUAGAGGAAAUUAGAACUAAUUUUCAUAAAUUGUUGGACGACUAUAACGCCGAAUUACUUUCUUUAAAUCCUGAUUCCCAACUAGACUAUCAAGCAUACAUGUCAUUUGAAGAACUGUAUUGCGUUAUUAAACGCGUACAAUCACGUUUGGAAUGUAACUACGCUAAGCCCAGCGACGCGGCACGCAUCGAUACAGUACGUAUGCAGCCGAGGCUGCCUGCGAUCGAGCUCGUGUCAUUCGACGGUGAUAUAUGCAAUUGGCCGCUUUUUUAUGCAAGUUUUAAAUCUACUGUGCACGAUAAUGGCUCUCUGACCGACGCUGACAGAUUGUACUAUUUAUUAGGUAAACUGUCGCCGAAGGCGCGGACCGUGUUCGCAGGAGUUACACCAAAUGCUGAGAAUUAUCAAAUAAUAUUCCAAUCGCUUCUUGAUAGGUAUCAGGAUACUCGCAUCCUCGCAUCUACGUACUUAGAUCAAGCUUUAAAUCUUAAAUUGUCUGGACCCGCGUCAGUUUCUAGUUUCCAAUUAUUUAUGAAUAACUUUGUCACUGCAGUAAACUCUUUAAAAAACUUAAAAUUAGACGACCUUUCAGAUUUCAUAUUGCUACAACUCGCUUUGAAAAAGUUCGACCGAGACACUAUACGUGCGUUCGAAAUGACGGAGCGUAAUAACAAAAUACCUACACUCGAUAGUUUCAUUUCUUUUAUAAGAGAUCAGUCUCGAAUAUUUCUUAAUACACAAAAUAUUUCAUAUAAUAUUUCAUCUCGUAAUAUCGGUAAACAUAGUUCGAAUAAACUACGAGGCGGUAAUUCCGCUCCAAAUCCGCAGUCGUACGUAACAUGUUCAGAAUCUAUCAAUAAUAAUAAUAGUUUACAUAAAUGUAUGUGCAACAACAUUGUGCACGAUCACUUUUUUAAAUGUCCCGCUUUUAAUAACUUGACUCCGACCGCUCGAUUUAAAUAUGUUAAGGAUAAUGAAGCUUGUGUUAAUUGUUUAAGUUUAAAACAUAAGAUAAGCAAUUGUUCAAGCACAUCCAAGUGUCGUGUGUGUAACCAGCGUCACCAUACAUUACUGCAUUUUAAUAAAAAUUCGCCGAGCAACAUAAAUAACAAUCCAGUUUCUAGCGGUCAAGGUCAUCGCGAUAACGCUGCACCCGGGUGCACUGCGCCUAGUGAUAGAAAUUCCCAGCCGGAAGUAUCUUUGUGUAGCACAUUCGUCGCGCUGCCGGCGCGCACGCACGUGACCGCGCGGCAGACCACAAACAGUACUAUACUUCUAGCCACCGCGCAAGCUAUUGUUUACGAUACGAGUGGAUCACCGAUAAUCGUGCGUUGUUUACUAGAUAGCGCGUCGCAAAGUAGUUUUAUUACUUCCCAUUGUUUCCGACGUCUCGGACUAUGGAAUAAAAUGAAAAAUUGUAAUUUAAUAGUAACAGGAAUCGGUGGCUCGGAAAAACCGUGUAAGGGUUCCGUAGAUAUUAGAAUAUAUUCGCGCCUUAAUAAUAAUAUUAAUUUUAAUGUUUCCUCGCUUAUAGUGGAUAGUAUUACGGACAUGUUGCCGAACGCUCAUGUGGACGUAUCCGCACUUACUCAUCUCGAGAAAUUGCCUCUCGCAGAUUUAGAUUUUGCGCUUCCGGGUAAUAUCGAUAUUUUGAUCGGAGCUGCAGUAUUCCCGCACUUACUGCUACCUAACAUAGUACGCAGUGAGCAAGAAAAUUUACCUCCCGCUAUUGAGACGGUUUUCGGUUAUGUGAUUAUGGGCGCCGUGCCUACGUCACAUAGUUCUCGUUAUACUACGUCUUGCUGUUCUGUUCUUCAAGAAAAUAACAUUAAUUCUCUCGUAAAGCGAUUUUGGGAGCUUGAAGAGAUUUCCGCGCCGCCCUCGAUGAGUCAUAAGGACCUCGAGUGUGAAGAACAUUUCCGCGCUACUACUGUUCGCGAUAACAGUGGUAGGUAUAUAGUCGCGUUACCAUUUUGUGGUGACCCUUAUUCGCUAGGCGAUUCGUACGCCGUCGCUCUCAGACGUUUUCAUUGUUUAGAACGAAAACUGAAUUCGUCACCUAACUUACGCCGCGCUUAUAAUGACGUUAUUCGUGACUACAUCGAUAAAUAUUUUUUGAGCCCAGUUGUGAGUGAUAACGCUGACUGCGUUCCCGCAUAUUAUAUUCCGCAUCACGGUGUAGUUCGCGAAGAUAAAAUUUCCACUAAACUCCGCGUAGUUUUAGACGCUAGCUGUCGGACUACAUCGGGCCAGUCUAUCAAUGAUAUUUUGCAUACUGGACCGAAUCUACAGGGUGAUUUAUUUAACAUAAUAAUAAAUUUUCGUCUUUUCAAAAUUGCUUUGUCAGCUGAUUGUCGACAAAUGUUUCUUAAUAUAGGCGUUCACGAAUCUGACCGUAGAUUCCAGCGUAUAUUUUACCGCUUUAGUAAUGAUGAACCUAUAACGGUUUACCAAUUUAACCGCGUUUGUUUCGGACUUAGGUCCAGUCCAUAUCACGCCUUACGAGUUGUGCGUCAACUGAUUGCUGAUGAAGGCGAUGAUUUUCCCGCUGCUGCGUUAGCAGCUUCUAAGUCUUUAUUUAUGGACGAUAUCGUUUGUAGCGUUAUAGACACUCCGCGCGCAAUUUCGCUUUGUGAAGAGCUUAUUCAGCUUUUCAAGCGAGGCCAAUUUGAUCUUGUCAAAUGGACGAGUAAUUCAAAGGAGGUUCUCGCACACUUAUCUGAUUCUCAUAAGGCUUCACCGGACAUUGAGUUCGAUAAGUCCAUUCCGCAUAAGGCUUGCGCUGGGACAGAUCGCAAGAUAGUUUUCGCUUUGACGUCGCACUGCCUGAUGCGAAGUGUACCAAACGCAUAA